CCCAAGCAGCCAAUAGCGAGGCAAUCUGACAAGGGCGACUCAUCCGCAAAAUUCGAUUUCUCUCCGCCAGUUCCGCCGCCGUCGCCCAUGCGUGGUGGGAAGUAAUUCCUGCGCCCUCCCCCGCCGGCAGAGCAGCGGUGGAGGCCGCCGCUGGUAGAGCUACGGUGGAGGCCGCCGCCGACCACACCCGCCCAAUAGCCGCCGGCAGAGCAGCGCAGGAGGCCGCCUGCUUCCAUAGCCGCCCACCGCCGCAGGCAGAGCAGCGCAGGAGGCCGCCGCCGAGCACCGGCGACCACCGCAGACGACCGCCGCCCACCGCCCCAGGCAGAGAAGCGCAAUCCCCUACCGCUGCCCACCGCCGUCCACCACCGCCUUUCUUCGAUCCGUCGCCACGCCCUCGCCUGUGUCGCCGUUGUUCUUGAUAUAAAAAAUGAUUGGUGAUGGUUCAAGAUUUGAGGAUCAGGAUGAGUAUUGUAAGUUUAUGGCUAUGAAAUUCAGUAGUGAGGAUGAAGGUUUUGCUUUCUAUAACCAGUAUGCGAAAGAGAAAGGUUUUAGUGUAAGGAAGGAUUAUAGUAGGCGUGAUCGUUUUAGUGGAUUGAUAUUUCAUAAGCGCUUCACAUGCUCAAGGGAAGGAUUUAGGAAGGAGGUGUAUAUGGAUUAUUCUGGCAGAACUAGGGAACCCAGAGCACUAACUCAUUGUGGAUGCAAUGCUCAUUUUGAGAUUAAACUCGAUGAGAUAAAAGGCCAUUGGUAUGUAACAAGGUUUGUGGCAGAUCAUAAUCAUCCUUUGUGUAAAGCUGAUGAAGUGGCAUUUCUCCGUUCACAUCGUAGAAUUACUCCAGCACAACAGGCAAAAUUGGUGGAAUUGAGAGAUUUAGGUUUACAUCAGCACCAAGUGAUGGAUGUAAUAGAGAGAGACCAUGGUGGUUUUGAAGGUGCAGGAUUUGUUACAAGGGAUUUGUACAAUUUUUUUGUGAAAAUGAAGAAGAAACGGAUUGAUGGUGGAGAUGCUGACCGUGUUAUUAAGUACAUGCAAGCUCGUCAGAAAGAUGAUAUGGAUUUCUAUUAUGAGUAUGAGACCGACGAAGCAGGAUGCUUGAAGAGGUUAUUUUGGGCAGAUCCACAAUCAAGAAUAGAUUAUGAUGCAUUUGGUGAUGUUGUCGUGUUUGACAGCACCUAUCGAGUGAACAAAUACAAUCUCCCUUUCAUUCCUUUUGUUGGGGUGAACCACCAUGGGUCGACUGUGAUUUUUGGUUGUGCUGUAGUUUCCGAUGAGAGGGUUGGUACUUAUGAAUGGGUACUUAAGCAGUUUUUAAGUUGCAUGUGUCAGAAACAUCCCAAGUCUGUUAUCACAGAUGGAGACAAUGCAAUGCGUAGAGCUAUCUUACUUGUGUUUCCAAAUUCUGACCAUCGGUUGUGCACAUGGCAUAUUGAGCAGAAUAUGGCACGUAACCUUAGUCCAACUAUGCUUUCAGAUUUUAGGGUCCUUGUGCAUGCUCCACUUGAAGAAGAUGAGUUUGAGAGAAAAUGGGUUGAGUUCAAGGUUAAGCAUAAAGUAUCAGAUGAGAACAGGUGGUUGAAUAGGAUGUAUAAUCUAAGGAAAAAGUGGGCAGCAGCAUACACUAAAGGGAGGGUUUUUCUUGGCAUGAAGAGCAAUCAAAGAAGUGAAAGUCUUAACUCAAAACUGCAUAGGUUGUUGGACAGAAAAAUGAGCCUUGUCAUUUUGAUUGAGCACUAUGAACAUUGCUUGUCACGUAUGCGUCAUCAAGAGGCAGAGUUGGAUGCAAAAGCAUCUCAGUCAGUACCAUUUACAAGCAAUGACUCUACUCUAAUAGAGAAGGAUGCAGCUCGUGUUUUUACACCUAAAAUUUUCAAGAAGGUUAAGGUGGAGUUAUACAUGGGCAUGAAUUGGGAGGUAAUAGAUACUAUAGAGGAGGACAAUUGUGUCAGGUAUGUAUUGCAAAUGAUUGGCAAGGAUGGUGUUGUCAUUUUGACCGGCAUGUUUGAGGAAGCAUUGUUGGUUAGCAUCUGCUGCCCUUGUAGAAAAAUGGAGUGCGAAUACAUUCCAUGCAAUCAUUUAUUUGCAGUUCUGAAAUUAUUUAAAGUUAGACACCAUUCCGACCUUCUGCAUAGCACGUAGAUGGACUAUGAAAGCAAAGAAUGCAUUUCCUUCUGAUAGGUAUGGUUCAAUUUACACUUGGUCAGACCAAAUGGAACGCUAUCGGCUGUUGCGUUGUUUGGGUAGUGAAGCUUUUUUCAAAUCAUCCAUGACAGAAGAGAGCACGGUGAAAGUAAUGAAGAUGUUAGAGAAUCUAAUGCUUGAAGAGGAUAGUAGUGAAAAUUAUGAAAAUUUUGACAUUGAGUUUGGUUAUGUGGUUGGGCAAAGUAGCCGGAAUGAUAUUGAAAGUGGUGACAUGGUGCUUGAUCCGACACAAAUUGUCCCUAAAGGAGCUCCGACAAAGAGAAUGAGGGGUUUCUUGGAGAAACGUAAGAGAAGAUGUGGUUUUUGCCGCAUCCCAGGGCACAGUAUUCGAUCGUGCCCUAUAUACCUAAGGAAAGUGAACGAAGAUGUGUGAUUUUGCUGUCCCAGAGGGUGGAGUACAGGAUGGCUGUGGUGAACAUGGAUGUUUGUAUGGUCCAACAUGAAGUAUAUUGAUGUUGUGUGCGUACAGUUUAUAUUGUUUGAACAUGUUCCAAAAUUGUAAUGGACCUGAAGUACUUUUUUAUAUUUGGGUUGGAUGAUUAGCAUCUUAAUAUGUUUUGCAAUUGAGUCAAACUGCUGAUGAUGUUACUCAGUACUUGGAAAGGUUGCAUGUUGGCUUCAA
Messenger RNA from Oryza sativa Japonica Group (Japanese rice), 2825 nucleotides. RefSeq names its product protein FAR1-RELATED SEQUENCE 5. Gene Ontology annotation, molecular function: zinc ion binding. The record is from RefSeq and is a predicted model, not a curated record. NCBI's taxonomy places the organism in Eukaryota, Viridiplantae, Streptophyta, Magnoliopsida, Poales, Poaceae. Gene Ontology annotation, biological process: regulation of DNA-templated transcription.